Dalotia coriaria is the source of this 2239-nucleotide messenger RNA. Its product is annotated as polyadenylate-binding protein 4-like. The record is from RefSeq and is a predicted model, not a curated record. The transcript has a single exon. Gene Ontology annotation, cellular component: nucleus; cytosol; ribonucleoprotein complex. The coding region runs from base 229 to 2013 and encodes 594 amino acids. Gene Ontology annotation, molecular function: poly(A) binding; mRNA 3'-UTR binding; poly(U) RNA binding. Lineage: Eukaryota; Metazoa; Arthropoda; Insecta; Coleoptera; Staphylinidae.
CCUACAUCAGGUCGACUUUGCAAGCGACAAAAAAAUAACCGUCGUGCCAAACAACGAGUUUCCGAAACAAAGUUUCACCACCAGCAGAGAGCUGAGAGCAAACCAAAAAAGCGGAACCUAAAAAAAUAAGUCCUUAUUUAUUAAAAUAAAAUAAUUAAAUAAUUCAAGAAGUAAAGCCGCACCAAACACACCAGCUCUGAAUUGUCGUCCCUCAAGUCGUGCUGAAGCAUGAGUUGGUGCUUCCACAUGGCGGCGUUGUACGUGGGCGAUCUGCACCCCGACGUGACUGAAGCAACCCUCUAUGAGAAGUUCUCCUCGGUGGGCCCGGUGCUCUCACUGCGCGUGUGCCGCGACGCCAUUUCGCGACGCAGCCUCGGCUAUGCCUACGUAAACUACCAACAACCAGGCGACGCUGAAUCCGCCCUCGACACAAUGAACUUCGACCUCAUCAAAGGCAAACCCAUCCGCAUCAUGUGGUCACAACGUGAUCCAUCACUGCGCAAGUCUGGCAUCGGUAAUCUAUUCAUUAAAAACCUGGAUAAAAACAUCGACAAUAAAAGUAUGUAUGAUACAUUCUCGGCGUUUGGGAAUAUCCUCAGCUGUAAGGUAAUGCUGGAUGAGAAUGGCAUUAGCAAAGGAUAUGGUUUCAUUCAUUUUGAAACAGAAGAAGCAGCCAAGCGAGCUGUUGAAAAAGUGAAUGGUAUGCUAUUGAACCAAAAGAAAGUGUAUGUUGGGAAGUUUAUUCCACAUAAGGAGCGCUGCAAGCAAAUGUUGGUGAAACCAAAGAUAUUCACCAAUAUUUACAUUAAGAAUUUAAUGGAGAUGACUGAAGGAAAGUUGUAUGAAUUGUUCAGUCCCUUUGGGAAGAUCACCAGUUGUGUAGUGAUGCGUAACUCUGAUGGGUCUUCCAAAGGUUUUGGUUUUGUGGCGUUUGAUAACCCGCUAUCAGCAGAAAACGCUGUUAAAGACUUACAUGAGAAGGAGAUUUGCGGACAGAAAAUGUACGUGGCCAAAGCACAGAAGAAAGCCGAACGUCAAUUAGAAUUAAAACGACGUUACGAUGAUGUCAAAACAGAGCGAUACAAUCGCACACAAGGCGUGAAUCUAUUCCUAAAGAAUCUGGAUGAUACCAUUGAUGAUCACCGCCUACGUAAGGAGUUUGGACAGUAUGGUACCAUUACCUCUGCGAAGGUGAUGAUAGAAGAUGGUAGGUCCAAGGGUUUUGGUUUUGUUUGCUUUUCUACACCCGAGGAGGCCACCAAAGCGUUGAUGGAGAUGCAUGGGAAGAUGAUUGGUUCCAAACCCAUUUAUGUGGCGUUGGCACAACGUAAAGAGGAUAGAAAAGCGUUUAUUGCGUCGCAUUUGCAUCGUAUACGCAUCCAGCCGAAUUUGUAUCCGACUACACCGCAGUUUAUCAUGCCGGCGGUGGCGCAAGGUCACCGCUUCUAUAACAUGAAUCAUAUUAGAUCUACGCCACGCUGGUUGGCUGGAACCGCCAUGCGUCCGAAUGGUACCUACCCUACGUUGGCUAAUAAUUUGGUACGGGUGUCAUCCCGUCCAUCGGCGGCUGCCGCCAGCUCAAAUCGCAGCGGUGGUGGUGGUUUGGUUAAUACGCGUGGCAGUGGCGGUGGGCAGACUAUACAUUCACGCCCGAAUAGCAAAUAUACAGCGAAUAAUCAUUUGAUUCGACCUGUCACUGUGGCGUUGGGUAAUGGCGGCGAUAUUGGUCCGUUGAAUGCGUCUACGCUGGCGUCGGCUACGCCUGAGGAUCAGAAACAGAUACUCGGUGCUAAGUUGUUUCCGCAUGUAGAGAAGAUGUACCCGGAGAUGGCGGGUAAGAUUACUGGCAUGUUGCUGGAGAUUGACACGUCCGAGUUGAUUCAUAUGAUUGAAGAUCAGGAGUCGCUGCGGGCCAAGGUGGAGGAGGCGAUUGCGGUGCUGCAGGCGCAUCAGAGCAGUGGUAGUGUCUUGGCUGGAGGCGGCAAGAAGCCGCUGGCGAUUGCUCAGGAUUAACUCUGGUGCUGGAAAUGAGAUUUUUUAUCUUAAUCUUGGAAAUAUUGAAGAAAAAUUGAGUGUUGUGUACGUGCGCGCGCAGCUCUCUUAUAGGCGAUAUAUUUAUUCUAGUGUAGCGUUUAUUUUAUCAUACUUAAUCCAUUUUAAGUUUAUAUCUAGAACGCGCCCUAGGUUUAGUUUGAUUUAGUUGUAUAUUAAUGUUGGAUUAAAAAAACUGCGCACACAA